AUGUCACAAGAUGUUGCAGGAGGUGUCUUUGAGCCAUUCUGGCUUGAUUUUCCUCUUUGUGAUAUCCACCUGGCAAUAACAUCAGACGUUCUCCAUCAAUUAUAUCAAGGAGUAUUCAAACAUAUUGUGGAGUGGUGUCAAGAACUUAUGGAUGAAGAAGAAUUGGACCGACGUAUAAAAGCACUCCCCCCCUGUUAUGGUGUACGACACUUUCAUAAUGGUUGGUCUGGUAUGGGUCAAAUAGGAGGCAAGGAGAGAAAACAUAUGGCUAGAGUGCUAUUAGGUUGUCUUAUUGGCAAGGUUCCAAGAGGAGUUAUCCAGGCAUAUCGUUCCCUCCUGGAUUUCAUAUAUCUGGCUCAAUAUCCAACUCAUGACGACACCACUCUCCAAUAUAUGCAAAAGGCUCUAGAGGACUUCCACCAACACAAGGAGGUUAUUAUCAAUCUUGGAGUCAGAGACGACAUAGACAUCCCAAAAUUCCACUCUCUGCAACAUUAUUUGGAGAACAUCAAAAACUUUGGCACCACCGACAACUAUAAUACGGAGAUGUUUGAGAGGUUUCAUAUAGACUUCUGCAAGGAAGCUUGGUAUGCGUCAAAUGGCAGAAAUGAGAAGCCUCAGAUGAUAGCAUGGCUAACUAGAAGGGAAAAGGUUUCCUCCUUUCAGAGUUAUCUGAAAAUGUCUAUGGAGGAUGAGGAGGAGGAGUUUGCGCACUCUAGAUUUGGGGAUCAAAGACUCCUUUUAACCAAGAGACCUCAUCAAGCUAGGCGACACAUUCUGGAUGUCAUUCAAGAUCAUAACUGUCAAGGCUUCAAGAAAGAUCUUAUUUCGUAUCUCAAUUCACAGCUUUCUGAUCCACACUCAAGAGGACGACUACGACACAUGGAUCUACCUUUUAGCCAUAUAGACAUUUAUCAUGGGUUCAAGUUUUGUCUUGACUCCUUAGGAAACGACAAUGAUUUUGAUCAGGAGGAGACAGAUACAGUCAAAGCCAAACCCUCUUUAGGAGGUAAACCUGCACGCUUUGACACUGUGGUUGUGAUGGAUACUUCAGAUUGUGAAACCACUGGUCUUAAAGGUAAGUUUCAAGUUAUUAAAUAUUCUAUGCCAGUGAGUAAUUUAACCCUACCUAUAGGUACAAGAAUUGGUCGCUUGAAGGUCAUUUUCAAAUUACCUUCACAAGUAUAUGGCUCCGUUACUCCUGCUUGGACUAAGGAUCCACUGGCUUAUGUUGAGUGGUAUGCACCUUUAAAGCCUGCUGCUGAAGAUUAUCAUGAAAUGUAUCUUGUCAAAAAAUGUCUAUCUAACGCAGAUGGCUUUACCCCAGGCCAAGUUAUAUCUCUAUCUUCUAUUAGACAGACAUGCCAACUCAUACCAAACUUUGGACGUACAGCUUUACCAAUUGAAUGGACCUCAGAUAGUGUUUUAGAUAGAUGUGAUACCUUUUUUCUUAAUUGUUUUACUUCCAAAUACGCAUAUCAAACUUUAUGGUAA
Messenger RNA from Suillus subalutaceus, 1494 nucleotides. RefSeq lists its product as uncharacterized. The transcript has a single exon. The record is from RefSeq and is a predicted model, not a curated record. NCBI's taxonomy places the organism in Eukaryota, Fungi, Basidiomycota, Agaricomycetes, Boletales, Suillaceae. The coding region runs from base 1 to 1494 and encodes 497 amino acids.